Molecule: messenger RNA, 1977 nt
Organism: Epithele typhae
Lineage: Eukaryota; Fungi; Basidiomycota; Agaricomycetes; Polyporales; Epitheliaceae
Exons: 6
Coding region: 1-1977 (658 amino acids)
Source: RefSeq, a predicted model, not a curated record
AUGGUCAGCGGAGAGGAUAACGAUGCGCUGGCGGCUACCCCAGCAUCAGGUGCGCUCUCCACCCGUUACCUGUGCGGUACUCUGCUGAUGUUCGGACAUCACUCGGGGCGGGAUAACCAUCUGAGGAUCAACACGAUGCUCAGAUCGUUAUCUCGCCCGGCGCUCUACAUCGAACCUGCCGUCCACCUCCUUGCGGAGACGCUCACCGUGCACGAGAACCGCCCCAUGGCAUGGGUGGUUCUGUAUGUCAAUGGCGUGACUGACACCCUAACGAUCUUCCUCCCAUACACCGCCCUCGCUCUCGCCACGAUUGACCCCAGCGUGUGUGAGAGCUGGCACAGCAUGGUCACUGGGGAGGAACUCGCGAAAUGUGGGUUGAGCGACGCCCAGAACGAGCUGAUCCUACAACUCGUACUCGCAUUCCGCGCGUUCAGUCAAGGCCACCGGGAAGUCACGUUCGUCAACUUCCAUGAUUUCAUCAAGGUUUUCACGUUGCACGUUCGGGCUCUCGCGCCUCACAAGCCCGCCGACGAGGCUCUCCUCGUGAUGAGCUACUACAUGCUUGAGGUCAUGCCAGACGUGAUAUUUCCCGACGAGCGUGCCCUCAUGGAUGCCCUUGGGCUCGUCGAUGUUGAUCCAUCCACUCAGGAGGUCACCGACCAUGCGACUGUCAACCCCGUGUCUGUCGUCCCCACGUCCCUCGACUGUGCGCUCGCCGAUCUCGCGUCCCCCGCGUCCGUCAAGCCCUUGUCCGUCGACCCCAUCAUCCCCACGUCUGUCGUCCCCACGUCCGUCAACCCCUCGGCGUCCGUCAACCCCAUCGUCCCUGCGUCCGUCGACCAUGCGCUCGCUGACCUCGCGUCCCCCACAUCCGUCAACCCCACGUCUGUCGUCCCCGCAUCUGUCGUCCCCACGUCCCUCGACUGUGCACUCACCGAUCUCGCAUCCCCCGCGUCCGUCAAGCCCUCGUCCGUCAACCCCGUCGUCCCCACGUCCGUCGUCCCCACGUCUGUCAACCCCGCGUCUGUUGACCCCGCGUCCUCCGCGUCCACCGACCACAUGCCUGUCGUCCCCGCGUCCGCCAACCGUGCGUCUGCAGACCUCGUGUCCACCGACCGCGAGUCCACCGACCCUAUGCCCGUUUUCUCCUCAUCUAUCGGCGACGUCCUAUCCUCCCCGUGUCUGGAUGACGAAGCCCCUCAGUGGAUAUCCGUCUCCUCUACGCCCACAUCACCUCGCUACUCACCGACCUCGCCUCACUAUUCACCUAUCUCUGCACACUACUCCGACAUUGGCUCCGACUUUGACAUCCCACCCCCGGUCUCCACUACUUUCCCGCAAUCUCGUGCACCGCCUGACGACACGGUUUCGGAGGCAUACCUCCGUUCGUCCACUGCAACGGCUACCUCUGAUAGGCCCUCAUCCCACGAUCUCGCAGCGCUCGCGGCACUGUAUAACCUCCCCGCCGAAACCCCUGCCUCCACGCUAGGCCACUCUUACGGGGCAUUGAUGGUCACCGCAACGCAGCGUCUCGUCCCUCCUGUGCGAUGGUCAGCAAUGCUUGAGGAGAUUGCGGACGUCCACCGCUCUCUCAUCAUUGCCGAACUCCUCGACUGCGCACGCCCACCCUCCUUGAGCCCAACCACGCACGCUCUUUUGAUAGAGCAGCUGUUCGCGGGUGCGCCCGCGAGCGUGUGUGGCGCGAGCAGCAGUGCGGACAUGGGCGCGGGCGAGGGCUACACAGCGGGCGAUGGUGUGCAGGAGGGUAUGGGCAAUGUUAGUGGGGGUGCGGGCGUAGCUGAUGUGGGCGCGCGCGCGCGAAGCAUCGCUGGUGAGGACGCGUGCGGGGGCUCAGCUGGUGCGGGCGCAUGCGCAGCCACUGGAUCGGGCGCAGGUGCGGUCCCAGAUACACAUGCUCGCGCGCGCAAGCGCAAGGGGAAGGGGACGAGGAAGGGUAAGGGUAAGGUUGGUACAUAG